AUGUUUGGUUUUGAUUCGGUGUCCCGUAUGACUUUCAUGCGGUGCUUGCCAAAAACAUACUCGUUUCUAAUCAAAGAACUCGGUGCUGUUGUUAUGAAAGGAUACAAUAUUGUUGGGGAUGGUACACCAGCAGCACUUCUUCCUAUUUUGACAGGAUAUACUGAAAUAGAAUUACCGGAAUCAAGACGAGGACAUGCAGGAGCUGAAACCGUCGAUCAGUAUCCUUGGAUUUGGAACCAAUUGAAAGAUAAUGGUUAUGUGACUCAAUGGGCCGAAGAUAUGCAGAGCGUUGGCACAUUUCAAUAUCGUCUAAAAGGCUUUCGAGAUCCACCCGUGGAUCAUUACGGUCGCCCGUUCUAUCUGUUUGCCGAACGCAUCAAUACGUUGAAACAGCUUUGUUUUGGUUCGAUCACUCGUCUUCAGGCGAUGUUCACUUGGAUUCGUAAUUUCUUCGAUAUGUAUCCUCAUCAACCGAAAUUUUCAUAUCUUUUCCAUUCCGAUUAUUCGCACGAUUCUAACGAUCGUUUACCAUAUGCUGACAAUGAACUUUUAACUUUUCUCCAAAUGAUGCAAGCACAUGGUUAUCUUGAUGACACGAUGCUCAUCAUAAUGACUGAUCAUGGUGCUCGGUUCUCAGCAUUGCGAAGGACUUAUCAGGGUAAAUUGGAAGAACGUUUACCUUUCAUGUCCAUUCGAAUGCCACCCAAAUUUCAAGCACAAUAUCCGACGAUCAUGAAAAACUUACGUUUAAAUUCACAUCGUUUAACGACGCCAUUCGAUCUUCAUGAAACAUUCCAACAUCUCUUCCAGUUUCAUGCACGCACUCCUUAUGAAUCAAAAUCGAAUCGUUCUUUCAGUUUAUUUGAGUUGGUGCCCGAAAAUCGAACUUGUGCACAAGCCGAUGUUGAUCAACAUUGGUGUGCGUGCCUCGAUUGGCAUGACAUAUUAAUCAAUACGUCGAUCAUUCAGCAGUAUGGUCGAGCUGUUGUCGAUUUCCUGAACAAGUUUGUGUCAGAUCAUCAACAGGACUGUGCUACACUUUCUCUACUUCGAGUGAUCAAAGCGAGUCGGUUCGAAGUCAACGAACGUGUCUUAAAGUUCGUCGGUGCAAAUGAUGUAGACGGUCGAAUACCAAAAUUCCAGAGCGACUUAUCACAAUCGUUGGAUGAAACGAGAUUCUAUCAGAUUCAGCUCGAAACGACACCCGGUCAAGGUCAAUUCGAAGUGACAGCCGCACACGAUCCGAAAAGAAAUACAUUCGAUAUUCAAAAGCGACAUAUAAGUCGGAUGAACGCAUACGGUACAACAUCGGCUUGUAUUGCAUGGAAACGGCCAGAAUUUCGAGAAAUUUGUUAUUGUUCUAAUUUGUUGGUUCACACAAAUGUGUCUAGUAAAGCUAUUAUCAUGAAUGAUCGAACAACGAUACAGAUAAAGAAUACAGCUGUGAAUAACAGCAAUGUUCAUGUAUAA
Messenger RNA from Rotaria sp. Silwood1, 1470 nucleotides. The record is from the annotation of a GenBank genome assembly. NCBI's taxonomy places the organism in Eukaryota, Metazoa, Rotifera, Eurotatoria, Philodinida, Philodinidae.